This is a messenger RNA of Naegleria gruberi, 1640 nucleotides long. RefSeq lists its product as uncharacterized. NCBI's taxonomy places the organism in Eukaryota, Heterolobosea, Eutetramitea, Acrasida, Naegleriidae. The record is from RefSeq and is a predicted model, not a curated record. The transcript has a single exon. The coding region runs from base 1 to 1623 and encodes 540 amino acids.
AUGCCUGGAGGAAUACAUUUUCUGUUUGGUCUCUUAUUAUUCUAUAUAUUUCAAUGGAUAGCCUUCCUGGUGGAUGCUACGAGAAGAAGGAAACGAUCCCUUUCAUCAUCGAUAGCUAUUAACAAUAACGCCACCACUACCUCCACUGUCCAACAACAACAACAACAACUUGCCAAGUCCAACUCUAAUAGCUCAUCUUCAUCAUCCCUCUCCAAAAUUGCCGAUUCUUCCAUAACCUCAACUGUUGAGAAUCCUUCCAAAGUUUGCAAAACCUUGUCCUCAUCAUUAGAAGUAGACCCUUGUUGUGAGACUAGUAUCAAGUCUUCGUCUACCUCUCUUCCUCAUCAUUCCGAGUGUUGCUAUGAAAAAACAGCAGCAAGUACGAGUACGUACGCCUCUAAACCUGCCUUCUCUAUUGGAGGAGAAGAUGGACUCACACCAAUUCUUCAUAGAAUUUACUAUAGAAAGAGCGACCGAGAAUGGUUCCAAUAUGGUCUUCUUGUUGGUUCCAUAUUACCAGACAUUGACUUGUGUGUUGUUAUUCUUACAAUUAUACUUUCUUUCUUAUUCUUGGGUUGGGGUCCUGAUCAACAUAAGGAAGUUGCUGAAACAUUACACAGAGGUGCCACUCACUCUCUAGUAUUCUUUUUACCACUUUUACUUUACUUUGUCUAUUUGUACAAUGAGAAGGAUAGAAAAUUAGUAGCUAAAAUGAAGAUGCAAACCGAACAAGUGAAAGUUCAAGAGGAAGAGGAUGAAUCCCUCCCAACAGAUUCUGAAUUUUCAGCAGCAGCACCACAAAAGAAUAUUUCACAACAAUUAUCGGAAGAAAAAACAUCGUUGUCAUUCUGGGAAAAACUUCAACAGGACCACGAAUGGCUUAACAUUCCAUUUGCAAUUGGAUUAUUGGUUGGUUUUAUUUUCCACACUCUAUUGGAUGUAAUCUAUAUGAAGGGUGUGAAAAUGUUCUGGCCAAUUUAUACUGAAGAAAUUUUCGUAGAAGUACCUUGGUUAUAUCUCUUGGACAAUUUCAAGUAUCCACCAAUGGUACAAAAACUCAUCAUGACUAUUGAUCACUCCUCUGAAGUGUUAUUCUACUUGGCCAUUAUUUUCUACAGAAGUUGUACAAAGAGAAAUAUGGAAAAACAAAUGAAGGCCCAAAAAGAAAUUAAGGAAGCCAAGCCAAUAGAUCAAAAUUCAAAACAACCAAAGGAAAUUGAAGAACCACACAAUACUUUUAUCAAUUUAUGGAAUCAUUUGAAGAAUUUAUCUCUCAAAGAUUUUAUAUUAGAGUUAUGGAAUGCCUCUGAAGAUGAUUGGGAUUUGGUAUUUAGAUAUGCCUGUGUUGUCCAGCUCGUUGUCAUUUGGUUAGCCUUCUUCUUAAUGUACGUCUUCUUCCCUGACAUUGAUUUUGUUCAAUUUGUCAUUUACAUUUACUUCCCUGGUACAGUUUUUGUUUUAUUGUCACUGUUAGCCCCAUUCUGUUUCAAGACAACUUUAAGUAGUUGGGAUUUUUCCAAUGUUUUCAGUUCAACACCAAGACACCCAAGACCAAUCAUUUCACACCAAUACCAUUCCUCUUCUUCUUCUUCGCAGCAGCAGCACCAUAUCAAGUCCUAUUAAAAAACCUUAAAAUUUUC